CUCGAGUCUAGUGCUUGGAUCGGUCAUGAGUGGCAAGGGCGUGCAGAAGCAGCGGCAGAAGCGCAAGUCACUGGCUGAGGACUAUGGCGGCUCCGUGGGUGAGGACCUUCUCGAGUACAUGGAGAAUGAGGAGGCGCCGGGCGGCGUGCAGCAGUCGGUAGACAGCGUCGGCGCCUCCAGCAACUUAUCGCGUCGCAUCCAGAACCGUCUGCAGAAGCUCAACGAGGUGGCGCAGUCCGCUGGUGGAGACGGUGAGGCCUCUGGUUACUACGACUUUUCCACCCUCGACAUGAAGCCCGACCACGAGGCGCGGCCUGUGUGGGUCUGUCCCAAUGGCCGCAUCUUCCUGGAGGCCUUCUCGCCCAUCUACAAACAGGCUUACGACUUCCUCGUGGCUAUCUCAGAGCCAGUCUCUCGCCCGGAGUUUCUACACGAGUACAAAUUGACUCCUUACUCUUUGUACGCCGCUGUAUCGGUGGCCAUCGAGACUGAAAGCAUCCUUAAAGUACUGGAGAGAUUAUCCAAGAACCGCCUACCCGAGGGCAUCGUGGCUUUCAUCAAGGACUGCACACUCAGCUACGGCAAAGCCAAACUCGUACUGCAUCACAACGAGUUCUACGUCGAGAGUCUGUAUCCGAAAGUGCUGCGUAAACUGCUGGAACACGAACACAUUCGAGCUGCGCGUGUGAAGGAGACAGCCGAAGAUAUCGCUUCCAACGCUUCUUCAGCCUCUGCGCCGCCCGUGGCGCCUGGCGGAACAAGACCAGAGGACGCCAAUGAGUUCAUUCAAAAGGAUGUUUCUGCUGAAGACCAGGCCAAUCUCCAGUACCAGAAGCUCCUGAACGAAGACUACAACGUGGCGGACGAAAACCACCUUGGAAAGUCGUCAGGCGACCAGCAAAAGACAGUGCGCACAGUGUCGUUCAAGAUCCGGAAGACAAUGGUGGAGCAGGUGAAGCGUGCGUGUCUGGAUCUGGACUACCCGCUCAUGGAGGAGUAUGACUUUCGUAAUGACAAGACUAUUCCCGAUUUGGAGAUGGAUCUCAAGCCCACGACGCGCAUCCGUGAGUACCAGGAGAAGUCACUCAGUAAAAUGUUCGGAAAUGGUCGCGCGCGAUCGGGUAUUAUCGUGCUGCCAUGCGGUGCUGGAAAAACGCUCACGGGCGUCACAGCAGCUUCCACGAUCAAGAAGUCGUGUUUGUGCCUCUGCACGUCAGCUGUGUCGGUGGAACAAUGGACGUCACAAUUCAAGAUGUGGACGAAUAUCCCAGAGAAGAAGAUCGCACGCUUUACUUCUGUGGCGAAGGACUACAUCAACCCCGACUCGGGUGUGAUCGUGACCACGUACACCAUGGUUGCCUUCGGUGGACGUCGAGCUCGUGCGUCAGAGGAGGUCAUGCAGCUCAUCCAAGGCCGUGAGUGGGGGUGCAUCCUACUUGAUGAAGUGCACGUUGUACCCGCAAAGAUGUUCCGUAAGGUCAUUGGCUCUAUUGCGUGUCACUGUAAGCUCGGUCUAACGGCGACUCUUGUGCGCGAGGACGAUUUGAUCGGCGACUUGAACUUUUUGAUCGGCCCGAAGCUGUAUGAAGCCAAUUGGAUGGAUCUGACCCAGAGUGGAUUUCUCGCUAAUGUUUCGUGCGUGGAGGUGUGGUGCCCUAUGGCCGGUGAGUUCUAUCGCGAAUAUCUGCGGGAGGCUAAAAGUGCACGUAAACGUGCUCUGCUGUAUGUGGCCAACCCGAACAAAUUCACAGCCGCUGAGUUCCUGAUCCAGUACCACGAGGAGCGAGGUGACAAGAUUCUGCUCUUCUCGGACGAUGUGUUUGCUCUGCGUUUGUACGCGACAAAGCUCAAUAAGGGCUACAUUUACGGCGGCACUGGAGAGCGCGAGCGCAUGCGUUUGUUGCAGUCUUUCCGAAGCUCGCCCCUGGUCAACGUUAUUUGCAUCUCAAAGGUCGGGGAUACGUCAAUCGAUCUGCCGGAGGCUAAUGUGAUCAUUCAGGUAUCGUCACACUUUGGUUCGCGACGGCAAGAGGCUCAGCGUCUGGGGCGUAUUCUGCGCCCCAAGGCCAAUGCUACAGGCGGGUUUAACGCGUUCUUCUACACACUUAUCUCCACGGACACACACGAGAUGUUCUACUCCAACAAGCGUCAGCAGUAUCUUGUUGACCAGGGCUAUACAUUCAAGGUCGUGACGGAUCUCUUCGAACCGGGGUCGUUCCAGGGCGUGUUUACGCGCAAGGAAGACCAGCGUGCAUUGCUGAACGAGGUGCUGAGUGCUGAUGUGGAAAGCGCCGCCAAGGAUGAAAACGCUGCCAUCCGCGAUGACGAAGAUCUGUCACGUCUUGAGCUGUCGGGCCACGGUCGCAAGAAGAAGAAAUUGUCGUCGCUCGGAGCACUCUCCGGUGCGGAUGGCACAAAGUACAUGGAGUACUCGGCUGGCCAUGGUGCCAAGCAACGUCACAACCUCUUCCGCGACCGAUAUCGUUAA
Molecule: messenger RNA, 2488 nt
Organism: Phytophthora infestans T30-4
Lineage: Eukaryota; Oomycota; Peronosporomycetes; Peronosporales; Peronosporaceae
Product: TFIIH basal transcription factor complex helicase XPB subunit
Exons: 1
Coding region: 26-2488 (820 amino acids)
Biological process (GO): transcription initiation at RNA polymerase II promoter; nucleotide-excision repair
Cellular component (GO): nucleotide-excision repair factor 3 complex; transcription preinitiation complex; transcription factor TFIIH holo complex
Molecular function (GO): ATP binding; hydrolase activity; 3'-5' DNA helicase activity
Source: RefSeq, a predicted model, not a curated record